Molecule: messenger RNA, 452 nt
Organism: Thelazia callipaeda (thelaziosis nematode)
Lineage: Eukaryota; Metazoa; Nematoda; Chromadorea; Rhabditida; Thelaziidae
Source: the annotation of a GenBank genome assembly
AUGGCUGGUGUUGAAAGCUUGAAUCACCCAUCCUUGGCCAUUGAUGAAAUUCGCAAACAAUUUAAUUUCCCAAAAGUAGAAUUACAUAUACAUUUGGAUGGAGCUGUUCGUCAUCAAACUUUACUUGACCUUUCCAUGGAAAAAAAUAUUGAUAUAAAUGGAGCUAAAACAGUUGAAGAAAUACGAGAUGCUGUGAUUGCACAUCAACCUGCAAAUUUAUCAAAAAUGCUUUCAGCAUUCGAUUUAUUCAUACCACUUAUAGCAGGUGACAAGGAUGCUAUUGAACGAAUUGCCUUUGAAGUGUGUGAAGAUGAAGCCAAAAGUGGUGUGAUAUAUUUUGAAGCUCGUUAUUCACCUCAUUUAUUGUGCAAUACAGUGAAAAAUACUGCUGCAACUUCUAAACAUGGAGUUUACACCAAAAAAGGACUGGUAAAGCAACUAAUAUUUUGAUA